GCGGCCUGCGCGCGCGUUUGUGUGUACCAUAGUGUUGUGACAGUGAUGCGAGCGUGUAUACUCAACUUUAUUUUGUGAUAGAUAUGUAUGUGUGUAGUAGCCGUAGAAAAAUGAGCGAGUUGCGGCUAUUGGUGUCGCUCUUGCUGGUGCAAUGCUUCAUCUUGUGUGCAGACUGCAUCAAACACCAUCGUCGGUCCAUGGGACCACAUUCGAAUUUACCAGUGUCGAAAAGUGGAUGGAGACCUGUUGUGGGAUCCGAGGGGCUCUUUUACGGUUCAUUUGGAACUGCCCCGCUUCAUGCUCCUUAUAAAUCGCCUGUCCCAAUUCAUGACUACUAUUCUUCAACUGGUCGCCCGUUAGCCCAGCGAGAUGUCGCUAAACUGACAUCCAUCGCCCAAUCGUACCGACCAACAACCUUAAGAACCGUACCGGUUUCACAAGGAAACCCAGCCGGCAAUCAGCCUAUAAACUCUUAUCUCAAUCCUUAUGCUUUACCCAAUAAUGGCUUCACUCAGUACAAGUUCCUCCAGAACUAUCCAGGCGACAACGUAUUCAUCAGAAACCCUCAAAAUCAGUUUCUAUCACGUCCCGUGUAUCAACAAAAGUUUCCCACAAAGCAGAAGCAGCAACAACAACAGCAACAGCAAUACCAUAAUAAUAUUUUACAAUCACUGACAAGCAUUCAGCCAAUUCAUUUCGGCUAUUAUUCCACACCUACACCAGUGAAUAUCCUUGGAAAUCCCAUACAAAUAUACGCCAGACCAGAUUCGAAGCGACCACAGGCGAGCGGUACUGAAAUUUACAAACAAGAACUUUACAAACUUCCAAACAAUGCGCAGCAAGUGAACCAACAAGCAAAUCAGCAAGAGAAUCAGCAAGCGAAUCAGCAAUCUAACCAACAAGUAAAAACAGCUCAACAACAAGCGGUCGCAGCUACUAAUCUCCAGUCAGCCAAUCCCUACUUUCAAUAUUCUUUACAAGAUUUGGCCCAGAUACAGCAACUGCCUCAUAGUCUUUUAAGUUCAUUUGGAUCGUUCGGCAUUCAAUCUGUCAAAAACAGAGAUCCAGGAUAUUCUACAACAAAGGGCACUUAUCAGCAACCACAACCGACCAAGCAGACAUUGUUCCAGUCAUUGAAUUUCCAAAAUGGUGUGAAGUCUACACCUGCUGUAUUCGCAACCUCAACUCCAAACACACAGGCUAUACAAAAUCAAUUUAGUUUCGGUACGACAUUCAACGAUCUAGCCAAUGUACCAACACCUCGCACUAAACCAGCACAUCCCACUAAAAUAGAUCCCAACGCGGGCAAGAAAACGGGUGGAUUUAAACCAAGUCCUCAAGAUCCAUUUAUUAAAACCAACCAACAAGGAGAACAAAAUAGAAUAACUACGUAUAAUCCUCAAAUUCCACAUGUAACAUCAGCGCCAAAUCAGUACUAUGAUUAUAAUUUCGAUUUACAAAAAACACAACAACAAAAUUAUAAUCAGGAUAAUCUAAACUACAAUGGGAACAAUCAACAAUUAUAUGACAAUGUAGGUCUAAAUCAACAAGUAUCUCAGCAGUACAUAAAUGCACCGAGCGCAUCAAACGCAGAUAGUACUCUCAGUGGUGUGUCAUAUCAACCAACUUACGAAGUUACUGAUAAAGAGGCAGAUGAUGUCACGCACGCUUCUACAGGUGGUUGGUUACAAGAUCCAUAUGAAACAAAUGAGAAAUUAACCGAGGAUAGUACGUUAAAAUCAGAUUACUCAAACGCCUUAUUUGCUACUCCGACUACUACGCUUAACGAAUCCCCUGAUGAAUAUGCUAUUGUAACCGAAGCAGAUAUAGGAUUUGAAAAUGGAUUUAAUUAUAAUAGCCAAAUAGAAACUCAAAGUAGGCGACCAUUGGGCGAUGAUUUUGAACCGAUUGGACAGCAGAAACUCAAAGAAUAUUACUACAAAGUAUCGACACCAUCAAACAGGCGUACUAAGAAACCGGCUAAAAUCGUACAGGAAGUUACAACACAAGCAACUGUAUCAAGUGAAGUUCCAGUAGAGGCUCUUCCGACACUACCACCUGAUCAACAUUUCAAACGACCUAGUGCCCCUGAAACUACGGAGAAGGAAAGAACUCGUAAAAGAAACAAGAUAAGGAGACGCCGUCCAAUAGGUCAUAGACAUAGGGACGAAUCAAACACACCAAAAUCUACAACUACUACAUCUGAUGUGCCUCAAACAACAGAAGAAACUCACACAGUUAGACCUAGGAUAAGGCCAUUAAAACCUAGAACAGAAUCACCACUUACAACACUUAGUGUUACUACCGAAUUAACUACAAGUGCAUUGCCAACAAUUUCUCCUACUUCACCAACAGUUACAGCUAUGAAGAAAAAAGUAAACCAUCAAAGGUUUCUCACUACUAACGCGGCAAGACAAGAAACAACAACGCAAAUAAUAAGCGAGGAAAGUAAAGAAUCACCCAUUAUGAAAAUAGCGACACGUCCCCAAAAUACAAGAAAUUCUUACGAUUAUAGAAAUAGUGAAGUUCCUGAUUAUAGCCAUAAGCAAGACGAAAAGGAUACGCCAACCAGCGAUAUAUCUGUUAGCUUAACAGACACAUAUAAAAAUUCAGCCGAUAUUCUCAAAGAUUUUUCAUUUCACAGAGACGUAAGACCCGUUGAAAUCAAAGAAGUAACUACUGAAGCCAUUCGCGAAAGUGCUGAAAUAGAAACAACAACAACUCCCAAAACAGAGACAUCUAAAAAUAUAGGAAAAAUACAACGACCCAAAUUAAAGAAUAAAUAUGACAGACCGAAAUUUAGCGUUAAAGAUUAUAGAAAUAGACUAAGUUCAACAACGAGUAGCACUGAAAAACCCACAGAAAAUACGCCCAGAGCGAGACCGCUUAGAAAGAAUCCCUAUUCAGAAAUUAAUUCUGAUGUAGAAACAACGACAGAAAGGAAGCGAUUUACACCAAAAGAACCAAGACAUAAACUUAACAGAACAGACAACAAUGAGCAAGAAAUACACUCACGUACACACAUCAGACAAAGACAGACAACGCCUGAUACAACAGAAAGUACAACACAAAAAAUCUCUGCAAGAAUACGCAACGGUCAACGAAGACCUAAGCCCACAGAAGAAACUAUAGAAACUUCCAGCACAACAGUCGGCAAGAGGCCUUUGAGGAAAAAAAUCAAAGACUCUGAAACCGGAGAAUCAGUUCAAGACGUGUCUAUCAGUGAAACAGCAUAUAACUCUGAUCACAAAAACGAUUUCACUUCAGAGAGAACGAGGUCUGAGAGUGCUAUAAUGAAAAUAGCAGAUAAAAAACAUCAGGACCACAUAGAGCGUCUAUUCGAGCAUUCUAAACGGGUUUCAGAUUUGACUCUUGCCGCGAGCAAGGACUACAACACACCUGGUAUGUUUAAGACAGUUUCAUCGAACAGCAGGCGAAUACCGAACUAUUUUACGAUAGCAACAGACGAUCCAAUACUUCCAAUAGAAGCAUUUUUCCCGCAGCUUAACCAAAAGAAGGAAUCUCAACUUUCCUAGUUAGUUUUACCAAAGCAAAUCUCUUUGUCUGCCAAAGCGUCAUUUUCUAAAUCUAGUUUAAGGUAGAAUUAUUUAUUAACAUUUUCUCCAUUAACCACGGCAACGGACCACGGAUUAGAGUCAUCAGUCAAUAUAUGUUUUUUUUCUAUUCUUCAAAGGGCAUUUAUUGGGUUUCAAUUUUAGGUACUACAUAAUUUCUUAUAUUAUUCUUACAUAGAUUUUAAGCUUAAAAAAUACUAUUUUAUAUAAAUUAAGCAGUUGCCGUGAAAAUGAUGACGCCUAAAGCGGUUGUAUACAACCCACCUGCAUUUUAUCUUUAACUGUCCUUGGUGCUCAUUUAAUGUUAGUUAAUCUUAGUGAUACGAAGGAAGUAUUAUGUGUGUGUGUAUCAGUGUGUCUCAAUAUUUAUAUCGAUAGGUUAUUGUAAAUAAAAAACUCUUAU
This is a messenger RNA of Colias croceus (clouded yellow), 3978 nucleotides long. RefSeq lists its product as uncharacterized. The transcript has 4 exons. Bases 84 to 3536 code for a protein of 1150 amino acids. The record is from RefSeq and is a predicted model, not a curated record. NCBI's taxonomy places the organism in Eukaryota, Metazoa, Arthropoda, Insecta, Lepidoptera, Pieridae.